AGUUCCAACCAUUCAACUACUCUACAUUCAGCGCUUCCCAAACGUUUCAUCGAAACUACGUAUUUAAUUAGUUUCUUAGCAUCGAAAUAUUCAGGAAUAUAGACUCAAAUGAAUGUAAAUCGCCAUGAACGGGUAUCUUUAUUGGUUUUGAGUCGGUUUGGGAAUAAUCGUCGCUGUCAACGGAGUUCUGACUGGACGACAAACACUCUGAGACACCACGGAAAACUUUAAUAACUACAAUGAAUAUAUGUAUUCUCUUAUAGUUUACUCAGAUCUACAGCAAUAUGAAGAUCUCUUUUUUAUUUUUCUGCUUGUCACUUUCGGACGGUGUGUUUGGUGAUGGUAUAGAUGAAAUCAAGUCUGUGUUGGUGAUUGAGGGAGAUUCUGUCACUCUACACACUGAUGUUAGUGAAAUGCAAAGAUUUGAUCUGAUAGUCUGGACAUUUGGACCUGAAAAUAUUCGAAUUGCUCAACUUAGAGUAUCUCAGAUCAGCUCUAUAUAUGAUGUUGAUGAUGGGAGAUUCAGAAACAGACUACUAUUGAACAACAAGACUGGAGAUCUCACCAUCACAAACAUCAGAAUCAAACACUCUGGACUUUAUGUACUACAGACGUUUGGUGGAAUUGAUGUCCUACCCAAGAAAUUCAGUAUUAAUGUUUUUGCUCAUCUGCCGGUUCCAGUGAUCAUCAGAGACUCUUCUCAAUGUUCUUCAAGCUCUAAAUGUGUGUUGGUGUGUUCAGUGGUGAAUGUGACACAGGCGACUCUCUCCUGGUACAAAGGAAACAGUUUAUUGUCCUCCAUCAGUGUGUCUGAUCUCAACAGUCUCUCUCUACCUCUGGAGGUGGAAUAUCAGGAGAACAACAUCUACAGCUGUGUGAUCAACAAUCCCAUCAGAAACCAGACUAAACAUCUCAACAUUAAUGAAGUCUGUCAGACAUGUCCAGUGGACAACUCGAAGAAAAUUAAAGAACCCACAGUAUAUAUAGUGCUGAUAUCAACUGCUGCUACUGGAAUAUUCGUGGUCCUGAUUUUUGUGACGAUAUUCUGCAUUAGCAGGAAAUUAAAACAUCAACACGGUCUUAAUGAUGAUACGCAAAAAAGUGUGAAGACGGUGAAAGCGAAGGAAGGCGAGUCUGUCACUCUAAACACUGGAGUUACUGAAAUAAAUGGAUUUGAUCUGAUUCAGUGGAAAUUUGGAGAAAUGGGCACAAGCAUCACUACCCCGUUUACUGCCAUAGGUAGAGUAAAAAUUAGGAAAAAUGUGACAUUGAAUUCAUUGAAUGAAGAUAAAUUCAGUGGCAGACUGCAACUUGAUAAGGAAACUGGAUAUCUUACCAUCACAAAUAUAAAAACCACGGACAGUGGACUUUAUAAAAUGAAAAUCAAAAACAACAUGUCGAAGAUCAGCAAAACAUUCUUUGUUGAAGUCUCUGAAUCCACAGAAACCCAAGGGAAUGAUAUAGAGGGAACAAACACGCCAUUGAUGAAUGAGGCAUCAGUAUGAAACAACUACAAUUGAACGGCAUAUUUCAACUGUUAUGUGCCUCCAAAGUUACCGUAUAUAAAUACAUUGUGUUUGAAAUCAACCACUGUGUGCUAUUGAUUUCAUAUUUAUAUGUUUUCAGCUAUUAUACAUUGAUGGAACACUUGAUCAGUCCACAAUAUGUUCUUCUUACAUUUACAUUAUGCAUUUGGCAGAUGCUUUUAUCCAAAGCGACUUGCAAUGAAUUUAUUACAGGGACAAGUGCCUUACUCAAGGACACAAUGGUGGUGGCUGUGGGGUCGAACCAGCAACCUUCUGAUUACCAGUUAUGUGCUUUAGCCCUCUACGCCACCACCACUCCAUUCUUUCACUACACCCCUCUGUAUGUUUUUUAAAUGUUGUAUUUUAUACUUGUUACAUUACAUGUGCAUUACAUAUUGCAUGUGUAACAUUGUUCAUGCGUGCUCAUUCUUCAUAUUGUGUGAUUUGUGUAAACUUUACAGUGCCAUGAAACUCUAAACAAGUUUUACGGGUUAUCUGAUAGCAAUGGUGGAUAAACCUGAUUAUGGAGGAUAUGGUGGAUAAAUCACAUGAUCAGACAUGAAUGUGAAAUCUUUAAUGUGAUUCAUCUGCUGUUCUCAGUGUGUGGUCAUCUCUGUCCUCUAGUGGACAAACUGUGUUAAACCUUUUGCUUCUUUCCAAACGACAUUGUUUUUAUUCUCAAAAUCAAAACAGUCCUAUUAAAUAGAAAAUA
This is a messenger RNA of Xyrauchen texanus (razorback sucker), 2238 nucleotides long. RefSeq lists its product as uncharacterized. The transcript has 6 exons. The record is from RefSeq and is a predicted model, not a curated record. NCBI's taxonomy places the organism in Eukaryota, Metazoa, Chordata, Actinopteri, Cypriniformes, Catostomidae. The coding region runs from base 285 to 1505 and encodes 406 amino acids.